Tachyglossus aculeatus (Australian echidna) is the source of this 365-nucleotide messenger RNA. RefSeq names its product cytochrome c oxidase subunit 6A1, mitochondrial-like. Lineage: Eukaryota; Metazoa; Chordata; Mammalia; Monotremata; Tachyglossidae. Gene Ontology annotation, cellular component: mitochondrial inner membrane. The transcript has a single exon. Gene Ontology annotation, molecular function: enzyme regulator activity. Gene Ontology annotation, biological process: mitochondrial electron transport, cytochrome c to oxygen. The record is from RefSeq and is a predicted model, not a curated record. Bases 1 to 327 code for a protein of 108 amino acids.
AUGGCGGCGGCGAUGGGCGGGCGGCUGCGAGGGGCGACGGGCCCGCUGAGGCGCACCAUGGCGACCGGGGCCAGCGGGGCCCACGGGGAUGAUGGCUCAGCUCUCACUUGGAAGCUGCUGACCUAUUUAGUGGCCCUCCCCGGGGUGGGGGUCAGUAUGCUGAACGCCUACCUGAAGCAGCAGCACGGCGGUCACGAGAGGCCCGAGUUCAUCGCCUACCCCCAUCUCCGCAUCAGGUCCAAGCCCUUCCCGUGGGGAGAUGGCAACCAUACCCUCUUCCACAACCCUCACGUUAAUCCUCUCCCAACCGGCUACGAGGAGGAAUAAAAACUUCGCCCGGGGACCACAGUGGUGUUUCGGACCAA